Messenger RNA from Poeciliopsis prolifica (blackstripe livebearer), 7230 nucleotides. It is a transcript of the gene foxj3, whose product is annotated as forkhead box J3. NCBI's taxonomy places the organism in Eukaryota, Metazoa, Chordata, Actinopteri, Cyprinodontiformes, Poeciliidae. The transcript is spliced from 12 exons. Gene Ontology annotation, molecular function: RNA polymerase II cis-regulatory region sequence-specific DNA binding; DNA-binding transcription factor activity, RNA polymerase II-specific. Gene Ontology annotation, biological process: regulation of transcription by RNA polymerase II. The record is from RefSeq and is a predicted model, not a curated record. Gene Ontology annotation, cellular component: nucleus. The coding region runs from base 455 to 2251 and encodes 598 amino acids.
UGUUGGCUCGGCUGCCGAGAGAAAGGCGAACGGGAGAAGGCGGAGAAGCCGAGUAGAGGGACGGCGCGGCACUGUAGGCACACCGGGCGAAGAUCUCUGCACAGAGGACAACAACUGUCAGGAGCACUGGGCUCUCCUGAGCUGGCGGGGAAAGACACUCUGUGUGGACAAGAGGUGGUGGACGGAGCGGGGAGACAGCUGCUGUUAAACUACCGUGAGGAUUACCGGAGAGAGCCGCCGUCUCUGCUGCUUUCAUCCUGAGGACUCACAGAAGACGCUAUGCUGACGUCCUAAGCUGUCCUCAUUUCAUCUCUCUUCCAAGUCAGUUCCAACACUUGGACUGUUUUCACCAUCGUUAACCACUUCCUCUGGCUUUUUUUUUUUUUUUUUUCUUUUUUUUUUUUUUCUUUUAACAUAUAUACCCCAGUUCCCUCUUGCCCGGCCUGCCGUCACCAUGACGUCGGAGCUGGAGAGCAGCCUGACCUCCAUGGACUGGCUCCCUCAGCUGACCAUGCAGGCGGCCAUCCGCAAGACGGACGCCCAGAAUGCCCACGGGCCCGGCAUGGGCAAGAAGAGCACCUUACUGGAUCACACCACCACGCUGGAUCAGGAGGAGGUGCAGCAGCACAAGGACGGCAAGCCUCCGUACAGCUACGCCAGCCUCAUCACAUUCGCCAUCAACAGCUCGCCAAAGAAGAAGAUGACGCUGAGCGAGAUCUACCAGUGGAUCUGUGAUAACUUCCCCUACUACAGGGAGGCAGGCAGCGGCUGGAAGAACUCAAUACGGCACAAUCUGUCGCUAAACAAAUGUUUUCUCAAAGUGCCUCGCUCCAAAGAUGACCCUGGAAAGGGCUCUUACUGGGCCAUUGACACCAACCCGAAGGAGGACGCAUUGCCGACUCGGCCAAAGAAGAGGCCACGGUCUGGAGAGCGGGCUUCCACACCAUACAGCCUGGAUUCAGAGUCUUUGGGGAUGGACUGUAUGAUCUCUGGAAGUGCCUCUCCAACGCUGGCAAUCAACACUGUGACUAACAAGGUGGCGUUGUACAACACAGACCAGGAAGGUAGCGAUAGUCCGAGAAGCAGCCUUAACAACAGCCUGUCUGAUCAGAGUCUAGCCUCUGUCAAUCUCAACAGUGUGGGCAGCGUUCACAGCUACACACCGGUGACCAGUCAUCCGGAGCCCGUGUCCCAGUCGAUGAGCCUGCAGCAGCCCCCCCAGUCCCAGUACAGCAUGCCAGACAGGGAAAAGCAGCUCCCGUUCUCAGACUUCGAAGAUCUCAGUGCCUCCUUCCGCAGCCUUUACAAGUCUGUCUUUGAGCAGUCCUUCAGCCAACAAGGUCUGAUGGGCAUGCCGUCGGAUAACUCCCAGCAGACCCACACCUCCUGCUCCUAUCAGCACUCCCCCAGUGGCACCAUCAACACUCAGAACAGCCUGUCAAACAACCAGCCCAACAACCACCACAACAACCACCCUGCCAACAGCGGCCAGGUUCCCCUUUCCCACCCUGGCCACGGAUCGCCCCACGCCCAGCACCUCUCGCAGCACCACCAACACGGCCAGCACCCGCAGCACGCCGCGCACUCCCAGCACGGUCAGCACCCGACCCACGGCCAGCACCCGCAGCAGCAGCAGCACACGCAGCACCCGGCGCAGCACACGCAGCACAACCAGCACCCCUCCCAACACGGACAGCAGCACCAGAGCCUCUCCCACCCGCAACAGAUGACCUGCAACACAGGUUUACGGUCCGAGUGGUACCCGAAUCUGGAUGCUCUGAAAGAAAGCUGUCGUAUUGCCAGCAGCUAUAACUGGGCUGAUGUCGACCUUUCUCCUUUCCAAGGUUUAAGAGAAAGCAUGAGACAGGCUGAGCUGAACAAUUGGUGCCUUGAACCCACCCAGAUCGCCGACCUCUGCUCGUCCAUCAACCAGUUCUUUGCUCGCACCGGCGUCAUUCAGCAGCAGGGGGCGGUACAAAGUCCUGUGUGUCACGGCGCCAUGCACACCAACAAACCCGGCCAGCACCUCAACACAGGAAACCUCUACAUGGACACAAGACAGAGUAUGCCCCCCAUGAUGGGUCCCCCCGGAUACCCCCACAUGCCCCCUAUGAGCAACACGGGACCCACAAUGACAGGACACCAUGCACAGAUGAACCAGCAGCACAUGAUACCUUCCAGGACCUUCCAGAUGCAUCGCAUGCAAGCCGACGACAUCCAGGACGAUUUCGACUGGGACUCCAUCGUCUAGCCGCUCCACUUCCGCGUUAAAGCAAGUCCAAGCCGACGGAGGAGGGGGGGGGGCGAAACCCGGAGGAGGCCAGGCUGAGCCGACGAGGCCGCAGGUUGUGUGAUGCAGAGGAACGUUUGACACGGCGAAAAACCCCACAGACUUCAGAGUCCUGACAAUUGUCCGCACGGCGAACCAUAACCAGAAAAUGUUGUUACUUUGAAGACAAUCAUGUUAUAAAACCUGUUCUCGUCUGGAGACGAGUGGAGCUCAUUGACAGUGAACCUCCUCAGUCGGCCCCCUCCUCUUACCCAGACCAUCCUCUUCCUGCCACACCCCCUGCCCCACCCCCACCUGACCCCUGACCCCUCUGCUCCUUAACUGUCAUGUGAUUUGAGCGACGUGUUCAGCUUGUAAUUCUUCUCGUGUCGACAUAGGCCUCAGCUGCCUCUAAGAUGAAGUUCUCUCUCGCCACUUUCUCUCCCCUCUGCUUAUUUUUUGUCUCUUGAUUUUAAUUUUUGUAAGAAAACACAGGCCGUCUGUCUCUGUGAGUAACGUGAUGGUGCUCGUUGGUCGCUUCUGGGGAAAACAGGUUUACAAAUGUUUAAAAUCUGAACAGGGUGCGUUUUUGUUUGAUUUGUUUUUAUCCCCACUGGUUUGAUUUUGUUUUAUGUUAUUUUAAACCAGGAGUUGAGCCGGAGAGGGAUCCCACAGGGUGCUGAGAUCGGCUCUCUGUGUGUCACGGCAGAACAGAGACUCUCAUCGUUUUGCUCUUAAAUGAAUGAAUUUUGAUAUUGAGAAGAUAAAAUCAGGAGUGUGAAAACAGAUCUUUGAAUUGAUUCUGCGUCUUGUGACGUUUAGAGUUGUUUAGAUUCGUAACAGAAACUGUAGCACCUUUAGAAACUCAACAAACUCAAACUGUUUUAGUCUCUAUUGUUCACUAAAUCAGAUGCCGCCACUCAAAAACAAUGAGAUAAUCUGUAAGAAUCACAAGAUAUCUGAAUUAAGUUUUAUUUGGAUGAAGAUUCAAGGAUUUUUUUUUACCACUUCUGCUUGUUUGUGGUACAAAAUUUGGACUCAGGUCACAGAUUAAGAAAUUUAAAACAAAUAUAUUAAAAAAGAUUAGUCUGAACCUCCAUUAGUAUCUCAGUUAUUCAACCACAGAAACGUUUGAAUCUGCACCUCAGAUCCCAAAUAAUAAAUAUUUUAAUUAAUAAAUAGACCAACAUCUGCAAGAAAACAUAAAGAGAGAAAAAUAAUUAACGUUUCAUUCAGGAGAAAAAAACUUUAGUGAAAGUUUAUUUAAUGAUCAAUAGGGCUUAAUCUGAUUAAUCAUGACUCAAUUCUUGAAAUAAUUAACUGAUUUAGUAAUCGAUUGAUCAUUAACUGGAGUACACAGCAAACAAAGCAGUAAUUAAGCCAAAACUGAUUUAAAAAUAGACACAUUUUGCAUUUAAGAUACAAAACUUAUUCUUUUUUUUUUUAUAAAUAUAUUUUAUAAAUAUAGAAUUAGCUUAAUCUGGUUCAAAUCAUGUAAAAACUCAGAUUAAUCACCAAUUAUUAAUCGGUUAAUCCAAAAAUAAUCAGCAGACGUUGAUAAUAGUCAGGGCUGAGUUUUUCACAAUAUUAAUAUUUUAAUAUGAUUAAAUAUUAAAAAUAUUGAACUUCAGAUGUUGAUGCAAACAAUUCAGUUAUGAUGCUAUUAUUGCUUUUUAAGCAAUAAAACAUUUUAUUUUCUAAUUUAAAAAGGAAUUGCAUGAUUUUUUUUUUUUUUGAUGUAUUCAAUAGAACAAUUGAUUACUGAAAUAAUAGUUAGUUUCAGCCCUAUUGAUCAAUAACAAAGUACCUGUUUGUGAACAUUGGAGACCUUUUGGUGCUACCUGCAGUCUGAUGUCGGUGGAGCAGAUGAGGCGUUUAUGGGAGUUUGUUGUUGUUGUUGUUUCUUUUUAAAUUGUUUAAAUUUUAGGGCUCUGAUUGUUGGCUGCACUCACCUCUGCUCUGUGUGAGCAUGAAGCACACGAUGACGGAGGCGCAGGCGGCUCGCGCAGGCAGACCCAGGAGGUUUUCUUAAGCACAGAGCAGUGGAGCGACCCGAAGGUUCUCCAGAACCGGCUCCCCGCUCAGACCGCUGCUGGCCUGAAGAGACACUAUGGUUAGAGGAAGAUGAGCCCUUUGCACAUGAGUACCUUUUGUUUACUUGGCUUCCAGAUGCAAAGCCGAUCCCGUUUUAUCCCGCAGCGGCCGCUCUGAUUGGCCGCUUUCCUGGGCUGCGUCGGGUUUUACCGUUCUGGUGCUCUGCAGCUGCAACACUGUGUCUCUGUUCUCGAAGGAGUAGCACAAUGUUUCUGGGAUUCUAUUCAGGCUGGGAGUUGAGAGAUUAACAAACCGGACAGCCGAGAUUAGCAUAAAGACUGAAAACUGAUGUCCAGAUUAGAGGUGCACCAAUUUAUCUGAGCCGAUUUCGCUGCACUUUACCAGCUCUUUCAAUUUCUUCCUCUGUCCAGCAACAUUUCAGACAAAAUAAAUCGGCAUCGGCCAGAAUUGGAAUCAGCAGUUCAGGCUUUUUAAAGAUCGGUAAUCUACGAUCGGCCUAAAAACUGCAAUCGGUGCGCCCCUAAAUAAACCUGCAAGACUUAAUCUGAUUAGGUUUAUUCUCUGUUUAAAUUACAGAGAAUAAAUAAAUAAAUAAAACAAACCUGGUUCAUGUUUGGUGAUAAAUAAAAUUUUAUAAAGUGAAGGGGAUUAUUUUCAUAUCAGAUUUGAAUAAAUGGCACAUAGGAACGUUUUCCCCAACCUCAACCUGCAGUGAUUAUUAUUUUUAUUCAGUUGUUGUGAAGAUGCACUGAGAAGACUUUUGACUUAAUGAUGUUAAAGAACUAGAGCACAUAGAGCUCUAGUUCUUCAAAUUUUACUGGACGAUAAAUUUUGUUUUGAGACCAUUUUUAAUCAGUAUGAUGUCAAAAAAAAAAAUAAUAAUAAUAAUGAAACAACAUAUUUUCACAGAUUUUCGUUUGAUUUGUAUCUAAAUAUCCUUAAAAGUUCUUGAUAUUCAAACUGCGUAGUUUUGUAAUAAAGUCCAAUCUAAUGUUUAGCUGAAAACCUAAAUUUGGAAACAUUAUUUACAGCUGAAAUCAGAUACUUAAACCUGGACUUAAAUCAGAUCCAACUUUUCUUAUUUUUAGAUCAGUUAAAAUUUAAUCAUUUAUUUGAACAUUUUUAACAAUAUUUUAGUUGUAGAAUAUCAAAUACUAUCACAAGACUUCAUCAACAACAGUAAUAAAUUGGGUCACAUAGCAGAGGAUUUAAACGUUUUUCGUUUGUUUGCAUUUUAUCUCCAGAAAAAUGUUAAAACAUUUGAAAAGUACAUUUUUAGUUUGGUAAAAUGUUCAAACCCUGAUUUAUGCAUAAAAUUGUUUACGAUUAAAAUUAACCUACAAAAUACAAAGUGAAUAUUUAAUAUUUUCAUAAAGUCGAUCGGUGCGUCUCCUGGUUUCCUCUCAGUAAAUUAAUUUAUCACUAAAUCUGUUUGUAUCCAUUAAAAUGUCUGGAGCUCAAUCUUGUUACCCUGGGCUUGUUUCCAGUCUUUAUUCUAACCUGACAUCAGAUCUCGUUAACCUGAACUAGUUUAUGUUAUUUAACGGGUUUUUGUCUCCUGGUGUUGCUGUGCUGUUUGACUUCACAUUAAAACGACAAUCAUUGAUUUUUUUUUCUCAUUAUUUUUAAAAUAUCACAAAAUGUUGUGAAAAUGAGGCACUUUGAGAUUGAAACAUUUUAUUUUAUUUUUGUAGUUCAGUUGUACUUUACAGAACCAAACUCUGUAGAUUGUUUUUGCCUGGUUUAUACUGUGGAUCGUAGAUCUUGAACACCCAGAAGCUGCACUGUGCAGAAGAAAAUCAAAGUUCUCUAAUUUAAGCUUAUAAAACUGCCAUUUCUUAACGUAUUCUCUUCUUUCUUUCUUUUUUUAACCUCCUGUCGGUCUCGUGUGUUCGCCUCCGCUCCUCUCUCGCUCAUGUUUUGCGUUUCUAUCAAACUAAUUUCUCGGAACCGAGUCGUGAAUCUUCUGGGAGGUCGGCACGGGGUCACGGCGACGCCUUUCAGCUCUUCCAGGCGAAGACUGAGGAAACUGACUUUUGCACGAACUCAUCCGCCGACGGGAGACGAUUGGAUGAAAGGGGAAAGAAAAAAAAACAAAAAAAAAGGGAAAAGGUGAAGAAACGACUGGAUCCCAGUUUUUACAUUUUGUCCGUUUGUGUGCGUUCUUGUGGAAGUUUUUACUUUUCUUCUUCCUGUUUUGUUUUUUAAUACAGCUGGACAUGUACCUGCCAGAGAGAUUAUUAUUAUUAUUAUUAUUGUUAUUAUUAUUAUUGGGGAGAAAAAAAAACAAUAAAAAAAUAAAUAAACCUUGUUACAUCAUUGGAGAGAACUGCCAACAUCUACUGCUGAUUGGGGCCUGUUUUAUUCAGUGCUGGUGUGUUGUGCUUGUACAUAAUGUGUCUUUUCAAUCAUCCCUUUUUUCUCCUGGGGGGGAUUCAUAAGAGAGAGGCGGGAAAAGAAUAUUUUGUUAUUGUCCUAUCAGAGGGUGACAGUAUGUAUAUAUCUAUAUUGUAUAUAUGUGAUGAAAAUGCGUUGGCUUUGUGUGUGACACUACCUUUUACCUGUACCUAUGGUUCUACAUUCAGUGUUUUCAGUGUUGAAAGUAUCUAUUUGGUUUGUGUUUUUAUUUUGUAGUUUUUGUUUUUAUUUCGUCUUUUGUCAUUUCUUUCUCUUUCGUUUCCGUCUCCCUGUUCGUUCGUUCGUUUGUUUGUUUACUGCACGGUUUAUUACUUUUGUUGUCCGAUGAGGUGACACAGCUACUCUUUGUAUUCGUUUAGUGCUGUAAAAUAACUCAAGUGUUAUUAGAAAAUUGUCGAUACCAACGCCCGACCGCCCUCCCCGACCCAUCCUCCCCUUUCCCCAAUAUGCAUGAAUGGCACUUAAAGAAAUAAAAUAUGGUAACUUCA